Messenger RNA from Triplophysa rosa, 1012 nucleotides. Its product is annotated as thyrotropin subunit beta. Gene Ontology annotation, cellular component: extracellular region; cytoplasm. Gene Ontology annotation, biological process: G protein-coupled receptor signaling pathway. The coding region runs from base 2 to 397 and encodes 131 amino acids. The record is from RefSeq and is a predicted model, not a curated record. The transcript is spliced from 2 exons. NCBI's taxonomy places the organism in Eukaryota, Metazoa, Chordata, Actinopteri, Cypriniformes, Nemacheilidae. Gene Ontology annotation, molecular function: hormone activity.
UAUGGGGAUGUUAUUUUGUGUCCUGCUCAUUCUGUUGGGUGGAGAUGUCAUCAUGGCCUGUUCACUGGAAAACUACACACUGUACGUGGACAGACACGAGUGUGGUCAUUGCAUGGCUAUCAACACAACCAUAUGCAGCGGAAUGUGCUUCACACAGGAUACCAACGUGCCAGGAUUUGUGGGCAAGCGUUUCCUGAUUCAAAAGGGAUGUAUGCACCGCUCUCUGGUCUAUCGUGCUGCUAGGAUGCCCGGCUGUCCUCUCCACAUUGACCCGGUCUUCUUUUAUCCGACUGCCAAGCGAUGCCGCUGCAUGAAAUGCAACACGGCCAAAAACGAGUGCGUGCACAAGCCCAAACGCAUGCCGAACAAAUGCUCCAAACACCUGCGUGCUGUUUGAAAUGAUUCAAUUCAGCAUUUUCCUUCUCUCAUCAGGAGUUUCUCUUCACACUGUGUAAAACAAAGAAGGUUAAGAAAAGAAAGGGUGAUCAGAAGCUAAUUGUUUCAUUAAAUGCUACAUAAAUUAUUUAUAAAUCGUAACAAUGACCCUAAAUUUAUUUUUAUAAAUGAGUGGCUCAGUGUUUCUGGUGAGAGAAAGUGGUCUGGUUCUUCUAUCUGUCUCUGUUCGUAAGUUUUUGAAACAGAAAAAUAAAAUCAUGUCUUAUAUCUGCUCUAUUACACAAAUGAAAUGUGUUUUUUGUUAACGAAAUUAGAACUAUUUCACUAUAUUAUGUCACUAACACAGUCUCACAGUCAAGAAUUGAUUUCCAUUCAUUAGAAUUCACCUUUACCAAAAAGAUUUCAAAAAGAUCUACUGUCAUAUCCUAUAAUAUACUGUAAACUUUUUGAAAAACAUUGAUGUCAAGCCUUUCAGAGAGUUUUCCAGAAAACAAACAUGUCAGAUUUUUAUCAGUUCUGCAGUUGGAGUACCUUUUAUGAGAACAGUCUGUGCUAUUUUACCCAAAGUUGUUAUUCGAAAGAAAAGUCUUAUUUUAGAGUCAAGAUCUCAGUUAAG